AGUGUUGAUUGGAAGAGCAGCUUUUGUGUUUCCUAUUGCAAAUAUUACAAAUUGCAUAAAGAGAAGAGAGAGUUCCAAAAUUGAGUUUCGAUCACAGUUUAUCAUAUGGUGGGCAGGCCUGAUGAGAGGUGCUGUGACUAUUGCCCUAAGUUAUAACCAGUUUUCAAAAUCCAAGAGAACAUUAGCUCAAGACUCGACAUUAAUGAUCACCUCAACAAUACUCGUGGUCUUAUUCAGUACUGUGAUAUUUGGUUCCAUAACAAGGCCUCUUAUUGAAGCUGUGCUGCUAAGGCAUUCAAAACCAGCCACUUCUGAUUCCCCUGAUAGUCCAGAAGAUUUGAGAUUCCAAUUACUUGAAGUCAGUGGUCCCAUUAACCAAAGUAAUAAUCAACCAUUUCAUAGGCAAAGUAGCCUAAGAUUGCUCACAAGUUAUCCAACCACAACUAUUCACUACUUUUGGAGGAUAUUUGAUGACAAGUUCAUGAGACCUGUAUUUGGUGGAAGGGGUUUUGUUUCAUCUGUUCCUGGUUCAUUAUCUAGUGAAGCAGAGGAAAUUUCUUGAAACACAAUUAAGCUGCUUCUCUUCAUCUUUUCUUUCAAUAGUUAAUGCACAGACGGUGGUUUUGUUACUUUUGUAUAACUAAAACCGUAAUGCCUAUUUAAACCAUUUUCUCUGUACAAUGCCAAAAGUUGUUACAUGGAAAAAUCAGAUUUGAGGGUGA
Molecule: messenger RNA, 722 nt
Organism: Cajanus cajan (pigeon pea)
Lineage: Eukaryota; Viridiplantae; Streptophyta; Magnoliopsida; Fabales; Fabaceae
Source: RefSeq, a predicted model, not a curated record